Messenger RNA from Cuscuta europaea, 2195 nucleotides. Lineage: Eukaryota; Viridiplantae; Streptophyta; Magnoliopsida; Solanales; Convolvulaceae. The record is from the annotation of a GenBank genome assembly.
CGUUCGAUUGGUUUACGACCCUGGAGCAACCUCCUUCCAAGUUAUCUCCCAGUAAAGCUUCCAUAAGUGCCAUGCAAUAACUCCCUGCAACACCACCAGAAAGUAGAUUUUCAAAGAAACUCCAGAUAGAUCUUGCAAACGGACAGCCUAGUAGCACAUGUUCCUGUGAGGCAGAGUCCGAUUUACAAAAGGGACAACAAGAGGGAUAGGCUGCAGAGAACAUCGCCAACUGCUCCGGAAAGGUUGUAAUAAUUCAAAUGAUGAAAAUGAAUCCAUGGAGGAUGAUUUCCUAGAGGAUCAAUCUGAUGAUGAACAUUCUAUUGCGAGUGAUAGAAACAUGAAUGAUGAGUCAGGUACAAAAAAGGAAAUCGUAUUCAACGAAUAUGGGCAGCCCGUAGGUCUUGGAUCAGAGAAGUUUUCAACUGUAGUUGGAAAAAUUGUGAAGGCACAUUGUCCUCCUGCGAUCAAAUCAUGGAAUGAUUAUGAGUAUUGUGUACCAGAAGUGUAUAGGAAAAAAGUGCUAAGAAAAGCAAACAUUGCUUGGAAAAAUUGGAAAUCAUCACUUCGUAAGAAGUACGAUAAGCAUAAAACGGAUGUUGCUCGAAAAAAGAACAGGCCAAGAGGUAUGAAAAAAGAAGACUGGGAAGAUUUUAUUGAGUUCUGCUCUACGCCAGCAGACAAGGAUCGGCGUGAAAAGGGCAGAAAAUCAAGGAAAUGCAUUAAGAGACUACAUUCAUCGGGUAGGACUGGGUGUGCAAGGAUAGCUCACAAAAUGAAAAAGGAUAGUCCUACAGGGGACAUCAAUAGAACUGAAUUGUAUUUGGUCACACAUGUCAGAAAGGAUGGUUCUACCUCCAUGAGCACAAGUGAAGGGUUGGUAUGUGUUCGUGAUGGAAAGGGUUAUGUACGUGGUAUGGGUGGAGGUGUUACAAAGACGAGAUACAUGCUUCAGGUCAUUCUAGAGAAAUUGCUCGCAAGGAAAAGGAAAAACAUGAAACAGUUGACAAUGAAAUUAUAAUACUUUUAGAGAAGUAACUACAUUAAAGCAACUGGUCCAAAGUGAUGUAGCAAAAUCUCAGUAAUCACAAGAGUUGACUUCUGAUUUGUUAACUUCUCAGGUUAACUUAUGAUACUUCUCAGCUUAACUUCUGAUUUGUUCUUGACUCCUCGUGCACUUUGAACUAGCUUUUAGUUUUUGCGUGUUUUGUUUUCUAAACUUGCUAUUUGAGGAGAUGUUUUUGUUAUUCUGUACACUUGUAAUUAAUCUUCCUUAUACGAAUAAAACUUUUUUGUUAAAAACAUAAACAUUUUAAUAGAGACUGUCUACUCGUAAUAGAAAACAAAUUGAAUUUAACAUAGACUGAACUCUUUAAGAUGAACUGAUAAGAUCAACCUCUUUAAGAUGAACGGCUAAGAUCAAAGAUUUCCUUGAGAUUUUUCCGAAAGGGUUAUAAUUCUGAUGAUUCUAAAUGUUGUCUUGAUUAUCUUUCUUUUAGUUUUGCUCCUCUUGGUGAGUGAAUAUGUUUUUUUAAUUGUUGAAUGGGUAUGAAUGCACACACAUAUAUAUGAUUCAUAUUAUUGCUGUAAUAUCUUUUAUAGAUUUAUUAGUGGAUGUUACAAUGUUUGAAAGAUGUACAUGCCAUCGUGUAUUAUUUUGAGAAAAGAAGCUCAUGUAUCAUGCUUUAUAAGAUUACUUGAUUAGCCGUGUGUUUGGACAAUUUUUUUUAAUUACUUAAAUCUAUUGUAUUACUAUUUAAUGUUUGACUGAUUACAUGAGAGGGAGGUGAAUCUAGUUUAACCACAAGGGCAUGUUUUUUAAAGAAUUUAAGGAAAAAGGUUAUUGCUUAUGGGCGCUUAAAUAAGGAAGCACCACCAAAUGAAGAAGAUAUCAUUAUUGAUGAGAUCUUUGAUGAGAGUGAGUACCUAUAUGACAGAGAUGAGAAGUUUGAAGACAUAUUGGUUGGUGAACUCAUCAAAUGGCCAAAAGCAAAUGUUCAUUUCACUAGGAUCAAUUAAUGUUCCGUUACUUUUGUCCUUUGAUCUUUAGUUUGCUUGUUUUUACAUAUUAGACUACUUGAAUAUUAGUUAAAGCCUUAAAGGGUCAAAUUGGACCAUGUAUGUCAAUGACACUGGAUGUUCAAAAGAUAGUAGACAUUACUCAAUUCUAAUCUAGUGUUUUGUUGAUGAAUGAAAAA